CAAAUAUACUUGGAACGUUGCUGGAAAAAAUGUACUCCUUAAAACGUGGUGUGUAAUAUAAAUGGAAGUAUGGAACCAUCAAUCUUAAUCUUAGUCUUGAACAGAAGAAAUGUUAAGCAGGAGUUUACCCAACAAAUCUGAACUGAGCUCCAUUGAAACCAUUUGCUUAAAUGUCCUCACUUAUUGCAACUCCAAGUCUUUGAAACAGGGCAUUUGUGCUCACAGCCCGAUAAUCAAGCUGGGUCUUGAACAUAACGUGCUACUCAAUAACAAUUUGUUGUCAAUUUAUUCUAAAUGUUAUGGACCUGAACAUGCACGCCACCUGUUUGAUGAAAUGCCGCACAGAGAUGUUGUGUCCUGGUCUGGGAUGUUAUCUGCUUACAGCAAGUGUAAGGAUCAUGAGGAGGCGCUUAGGUUGUUUGAUUUUAUGAGAGGGGAUGGGCAUUAUCCGAAUGAGUUUACGUUAUCGAGUGUUCUAAGAUCGUGUUCAAGUUUGGGAAGGUUUAGUCUUGGAAGUCAGUUGCAGAGUUAUAUGAUUAAAUAUGGGUUUGAUACAAAUGGAAUUUUAGCUAGUAGUUUGAUUGAUUUGUACUCUAAAUGUGGUUUUGUAAAGGAAGCAUAUGAAUUGUUUAAGAAUGUUGAUAAUGCUGAUACGCUUUUAUGGACAACGAUUAUAUCUGCGUAUACACAAGCUCAAAACUGGAAAAGGGGGUUGCAACUCUACAGUGAUAUGAUUCAAGUUGGGGUUGUUCCUAAUGAAUAUACCUUUGUGAAGCUUCUUGGUGCAUCAAGUUUUCUUGGUUUGUACUACGGGAAAUUAGUUCAUGCCCAAGUUAUUGUAUGGGGAGUAAAGACGGCUUUGGUUUUAAAGACUGCUCUUGUUGACAUGUACUGUAAAUGCGAAGAAAUGGACAAUGCGUUGAAGGUCUCGAAGCAAACACGUGAACGUGAUGUUUUCUUGUGCACUGCUAUUAUAUCUGGUUUCAUCAGAAAGAUGGAUUUCACUAAAGCUUUUGCUGCCUUUACUGAAAUGUUGUGUUCUGAUAUUGUACCAACUAACUACACAUAUUCUGGAAUCCUGAAUGCCUGUUCAUCGAUUCCAGGAAUAGAACUGGGUGAGCAGAUUCAUGCACGGGUACUCAUGGCUGGUCUUCAAAAUGAUGUCUCUGUUGGAAAUGCACUUGUCGAUAUGUACAUGAAAUGUUCCUAUACAGUGGAGAAUGCUCUAGGAGUUUUUAAAGAAAUAUCUUCACCUAAUGUCAUAUCUUGGACUUCGUUAGUUGCUGGUUUAGCUGAACAUGGUUUUCAAGAAGAGUCUAUGAAGGCAUUUGAGGAGAUGAUAUCCGCAGGGGUGCAACCUAAUUCCUUCACGCUUUCCAGCAUCCUCUGGAUUUGUAGUAGUGUAUAUUCUCCUAGUCGGACAAGAGAACUUCACGGGUAUAUUAUGAAGAAAAAUGCAAUCCAGGAUUUAGUUGUGGGAAACGCUCUUGUAGAUGCAUACGCUGGAUUAGGCAUGGUGGAUGAUGCACACCGUGUCAUUAAAAUUAUGGCCAAGAGAGAUGUCAUCACGUAUACAGGUAUAGCCACUAGGAUCAAUCAGAUGGGAUGUCAUGGAACCGCUUUAAGCAUUAUUAGCCACAUGCUUGCUGAUAAUAUAAAGAUGGAUGGAUAUAGCCUCGCUACAUUCUUAUCUGCAUCGGCAAGCUUAGGUGCAAUGGAACCUGGAAAGCAGCUCCAUUGUUCUUCUCUGAAAUCUGGGUUGGACAGCUGGAUUUCUGUUUCGAAUGGCAUAGUUGACUUGUAUGGAAAAUGUGGGUGCAAAGAUGAUGCAGUAAGAGCUUUUCAAGAGAUAGAUAAGCCUGAUGUGGCUUCCUGGAACUGUUUGAUGUUUGCUUUAGCAUCAAAUGGGCAUAUCUCGCCCAGCCUCACAGCUUUUGAAGAUAUGCUUUUAGCAGGGAUCCGCCCAGAUGCAAUUACUUUGUUGCUACUUCUGUUUGCUUGUAGUCAUGGUGGUUUGGUAGAUCUCGGUUUGGAUCAUUUUCAGCAUAUGAAAGAAAGAUAUAAUAUUGAGCCACAAUUAGAUCACUAUGUCUGUAAAGUUGAUCUCCUCGGUCGUGCUGGCCGGCUAGCGGAAGCAGUGGGUGUUAUUGAAUCAAUGCCUUUUCAGCCAAAUGCAUUAGUUUACAAAACGUUGUUAGGUGCCUGUAGACUACACGGGAACAUACCUCUUGGAGAAGACAUGGCCAGGCGAAGUCUUGAGCUUGAACCAUCUGAUCCCACAAUAUAUGUGUUGCUUGCAAACAUGUAUGAAGAUUUUGGACAGCCUGAAUUAGGUGAUAAUACCCGCUGGCUAAUGAAAGAGAACGGAUUAAGGAAGAAUCCUGGACAAAGCUGGACGGAAAUACAGAACAAGAUACAUCUUUUCAGUGCAGGAGAUAGAAUGCAUCCACAGAUAUAUGAGAUUCAUGAGAAACUAGAUCUCCUGUUAAGUGAGUUCAAAAUCAUGGGAUAUCCCUAUGAAGCCAAUAAAGCCUCAAUGUACCACAGUGAGAAAUUGGCUGUUAUAUUUGGACUUCUAAAUGCCCCGUCAACUGCUCCAAUACGCAUCAUUAAGAAUAUAAGGAUUUGCAAAGAUUGUCAUGAAUUUAUGGUGAAUUUGACAUUAUUGGUUCACAGGGAGAUUAUUGUCAGAGAUGGAAACCGCUUUCAUUGUUUUAAGAAGGGUGAGUGUUCAUGCAGAGGCUUUUGGUGAAGCAUGGGAGAAACAAUAGCUGAGCCCAUACGGUUGCCAAAUUUGAGAAUAAGCUGGAAAGAAUGCUUCUGAAACAAUCUCUGUAUUACUCAUGUCCUAAGAAAUUUAUGUAACAAAUAUUGUGAGACUCUGGAAACAAACCUGCUCCGAUUAGAACACACAUGAAGACCAUAUGGUUUCACCAGUAGAAAAUUUUCAAGUUGCUGAAUAACAGUCCUUGUACUUCGUAAAAAAUCUAUAGAAGGCAGAGUUGGAGGUUCGGCACAAAUAGGAUGCCGGAUGUGCAAACUAUAGUGCAUGCUACAAUGGUGUUGUAUUCCUUUGUCUAGGCUAUUCAGUCUUCAUCUCAUUUCCAGUUUCUUCUGACAUGUCUCCAAUCUAUUCUGGUCUUUUGCUAACCUAGCAGGCUGGCAUGGUUAUAAAUUGGGUCCAUGUGGUGCCUGUGUAAUCUACGCUGCUGCCUCGUCGAACAAUCAGCCCGAUCUGUAUGCACAAGCAACAAAGCUUCAUAUGUCAAAGCUGUAACAUUGAUAAAGAUGCAUUGACGAGCUCUUAGACAUCCUGGUAUAGUAGAUUUUUAUAUAUUUUUUUUAUCAACAAGGUAAUUGUGAAGCUAGGAUAAUGUUAUACAGAUCAAAAUAUAAACUUGUUGCAGAAGCUGCUAAUUGUGAAAGCUGUGUACAUAAUUCUAUCAAUAAAAAAUAUCGUUAAAGGAAUAAAUUUUUGCAAACAGAAUGG
Daucus carota subsp. sativus is the source of this 3490-nucleotide messenger RNA. RefSeq names its product pentatricopeptide repeat-containing protein At5g52850, chloroplastic. The coding region runs from base 110 to 2752 and encodes 880 amino acids. Gene Ontology annotation, molecular function: protein binding; zinc ion binding. The transcript has 2 exons. The record is from RefSeq and is a predicted model, not a curated record. Lineage: Eukaryota; Viridiplantae; Streptophyta; Magnoliopsida; Apiales; Apiaceae.